Molecule: messenger RNA, 1241 nt
Organism: Trichosurus vulpecula (common brushtail)
Lineage: Eukaryota; Metazoa; Chordata; Mammalia; Diprotodontia; Phalangeridae
Product: potassium/sodium hyperpolarization-activated cyclic nucleotide-gated channel 1
Exons: 5
Coding region: 37-1005 (322 amino acids)
Source: RefSeq, a predicted model, not a curated record
UGGGGAAAGCAAUACUCGUAUGCACUCUUCAAAGCUAUGAGUCACAUGCUAUGCAUUGGUUAUGGAGCCCAAGCUCCAGUCAGCAUGUCAGAUCUCUGGAUCACUAUGUUGAGUAUGAUUGUAGGGGCGACCUGUUAUGCCAUGUUUGUCGGCCAUGCCACUGCAUUAAUACAAUCUCUGGAUUCCUCCCGGAGACAAUAUCAAGAGAAGUACAAGCAAGUAGAACAAUACAUGUCAUUCCACAAGUUACCAGCUGAUAUGCGCCAGAAAAUUCAUGACUACUAUGAACACAGGUACCAGGGCAAAAUCUUCGAUGAGGAAAACAUCCUUAGUGAGCUUAAUGAUCCUCUGAGGGAGGAGAUAGUCAACUUCAACUGUAGGAAGUUGGUGGCCACCAUGCCACUUUUUGCUAACGCCGAUCCCAAUUUCGUGACAGCCAUGCUGAGCAAACUAAGGUUUGAGGUAUUCCAGCCUGGAGAUUAUAUCAUUCGAGAAGGAGCUGUGGGUAAAAAAAUGUACUUCAUCCAGCAUGGUGUGGCUGGUGUCAUCACAAAAUCCAGUAAAGAAAUGAAGCUGACGGAUGGCUCUUACUUUGGAGAAAUUUGCCUUUUAACAAAAGGCCGCCGCACAGCCAGUGUCCGAGCUGAUACUUACUGCCGCCUCUAUUCACUGUCUGUGGACAAUUUCAAUGAGGUCUUGGAAGAGUACCCCAUGAUGAGGAGAGCCUUCGAAACAGUAGCAAUUGACCGACUAGAUCGGAUAGGAAAGAAGAAUUCUAUUCUUCUGCAAAAGUUCCAGAAGGAUCUGAAUACUGGUGUUUUCAACAAUCAGGAGAAUGAGAUCCUGAAACAGAUCGUAAAGCAUGACAGGGAAAUGGUGCAGGCCAUUGCUCCGAUGAAUUUCCCCCAAAUGCCAACCCUGAAUUCCAGCACUUCAACUACUACUCCUUUCCCGAAUGAGGACACAAUCUCCUCCCGUUUACACAGCAACCAGCCUGUCUCAUAGCAACCUGCAUUCCCCAAGUCCCAGCACCCAGACCCCACAACAAGCUGUCAUCCUGUCACCUUGCUCCUACACCACAGCAGUCUGCAGCCCUCCAGUGCAGAGCCCUUUGGCAGCUCGAACUUUUCAAUAUGCUUCUCCAACUGCUUCCCAGCUGUCACUGAUGCAGCAGCAACCACCUCCACCACAGCCACCCCAGCAGACACCACCCCAGCAGCCCAGCCACCACCUCAGCCUCU